Molecule: messenger RNA, 1092 nt
Organism: Amoebophrya sp. A120
Lineage: Eukaryota; Dinophyceae; Syndiniales; Amoebophryaceae
Source: the annotation of a GenBank genome assembly
AUGAGAUCAUAUUCUCAGCAGAAAAUCAAAAUGGUUCCAAGGAGCACUUUGCUGGUUUUUCUGCUGGUUUACUUUCUCGCUUUGAUGCGAGCACGUGGAAGAGACGAGGAUGGGGAAAGUGCGAGUGAAACUACUGAUAGCAAAAAACAGGCCGACAGCACGAAUGAUGGUGAGGAAAACACUGCUUCCCAGGAAGAGGAAAAGAAAGACGACGACGCAGAGAGUGGCGCGAAGGAGAAGUCCGACACAACAAAUACGGAUGAAGGGCAAGAAAGCAAUAGCAAAGGAGGCGGAAGCAGUACUGGUGCAAGCGAGCAGAAAAACGAAGAACAGAAAACAGAUAAAGGCAACGAACAGGACGCCACCGGGAAGCCAGCCGAAGGCGAUGAUUCUGGUGAUGCAAAACCACGCAAAGAUGAUACAGAGGGACUACAGAUGAAAGGUGAGGAUAAGCAGGAAUCUGAAGACGAAAAAGCACCGGCCCAAGAGACGAGCAGCAGUGGAGAUAUCGACAAUGCACCAGCGCCAAAAAAAGAACCUGCGGAUGACGACGAUACUCUCACAACGACACCCGAACCCAGUAGCACCUCUGAGACCACCAGUACCACGCCUGCUGCUGGAGCGGACGAUGAACGUGCAGCGGUGCCUGACAGCCCAGAACCAAGUGCAACUGCUGCGGCAGGAGACAACACCGGCGCCAGUGAAACUACCUCGAUCGGAAAGUCCCGCUCCGCUCGGAUACUUGAUCGCGCGCACGCUGUGGAGAGUCAAGCGAAAAAUUUAAGGAAUGCGAUGCUGAGCAAAGACCUUGGUCAGUUCAACACCGCAUUCGAGGGGUUGCGCCGGGAAUUUUCCAAGCAAAGUCAAGCAAUCACGGAAACUAAGGAAACGUACAAAACAAAAAACGCGGACGCAACUACCGAGAUGCGCAAACUUCGAGAUUCGGUCACGAAGGGCAUAGAAGAGGUUCGAACUGUCAUGCAGAAAGCCAUGAAUGACCUCGCUGAAAAACAAAUGGCAGCUGGAUAAGUAGGCAUACCACGAAAGUGUAUAGCAAUCGUGGAUCCCAGUUUUGAGCUCAAACCCGUAAAU